Molecule: messenger RNA, 2692 nt
Organism: Gadus chalcogrammus (walleye pollock)
Lineage: Eukaryota; Metazoa; Chordata; Actinopteri; Gadiformes; Gadidae
Gene: atg10
Product: ATG10 autophagy related 10 homolog (S. cerevisiae)
Exons: 7
Coding region: 696-1388 (230 amino acids)
Biological process (GO): protein lipidation; macroautophagy; protein modification by small protein conjugation
Cellular component (GO): intracellular anatomical structure
Molecular function (GO): Atg12 transferase activity
Source: RefSeq, a predicted model, not a curated record
ACUGUCUCCAGACGUUUCCAGCAGUCCUCAGCCACCGUCUUCAGCCUCUAUCUUCAUCAAGGGGUUGCAUGCUGAAAGAUGGGUUGAUAAUCUGAAAGAGGAGGUAAAGUUAGGUUGGCACAUUAACUGUGAACUUGUUUCCUCAACAUAAUAGUGGGGUUUAGUUCCGUGUAUCGGGCGAGUCCAGCGACCAAAUCUAACUUUGUACAAUGUCAAUAUUCCUAUCUAUUGAUGGUUGGCUUCUUGCUCAGAUGGAAGUCAUGCUAGUCUGUAUUUCAACUGCAAACCUUCUAGGUGUGUUGGUUUGGACAAGCUAUUUGUGCACAUACAGAAUAUGCAAAUAUUUGUAAUACUAUUUAAAAGCCUAUGUUUUCUGUUGUAUUCGCCUUUCAUGUUAUUCACUUCAGAUAGCAGCAGAACAUAUGAACAUAUUGUUAGUUGUUAGUCACCCCAUCUGGAAGGUAGUGUAAUGGGAUUGGGGUUGGACCGUUGUGUCUCAACACUCCCACCAUCAGUUGAAAAAAUACGAAUGUUUAACCAGGAUGCUUUCAAAGCAACACUUCGUUGCUGGACUCGCCCAUCAGAGGAACAACGUUGAAUUCAAAUUGAAUGUUACAUAUAUUACAAUUACAAGUUUGUUGUAGUUUAGGAAUGUCACACAUAACCCAUUUCCAUCAAAUAUCUUCACUUCAGAGAUGAGUAGCUGUUCCUUUGACGAGAAACACUUCAGCCUAUGCUGUCAGCACUUCCUGAAACAUUCCAACAGUCUGGGAGAUGGCUGGAGCUGGGAGCAGUGGCAGCACUCUGAGGAAGGCUACCUGAAGAAGACAUCCCUGAGAUCUGUCACAAUUACCAGCAACAAUGCUGCUGAGUCUGGGGUCCCAGAGCAGGCAGACCCAUACCCUACUCGGGAAGAAAAGCUAUCUGCCGGAGACGUAUCAAGUGAUGUCCGAAGUGAUCUUGAAGAGGAUGAUGCGUGUGUGCAGGCCGCCGCCAGCGGCGUGGUGCUCCAGCAUGAGUACCACGUCCUGUUCAGCUGCAGCUUCGGGGUGCCGGUGCUCUACUUCAGAGUCUUUGAUUUAGAAGGCAGGAGCCUGUGUUUGGAACAAGUGUGGGACAUAGUCCGUCGAAACUCCAGGAUGAGGCUACAGCAGAGUCCGUGGAACACCAUCACUCAACAGGAGCACCCGAUGCUGGGCCAGCCCUUCUUUGUCCUGCACCCCUGUAAGACAGAAGAGUUCAUGGGGCCUGUGGUCCGAGCAGCCGAGGCGGAAAACAGGAAGGUGAACUAUGUGGUGACGUGGCUGAGUGUGGUAGGCCCACUGGUAGGACUGGAGCUGGCGUUAAGCUACUCCACCCUGCUGCAGCCUGCUCUAUGCCCUCAAUGAAGGAACAGGGCCCCUGGGAGUGACCUGAUGGAUCUAGUUCAUGAGGACUGGAGAGGAAGACACUCGGUCUAAUACCAGGUUCUGACUAUCUGCGGGGAGACGCACCAAGGUGGCUCUGACUGCCACGCCCUGACCUGUGGACGGGCUCUCACUACGGGACACCAGCAAAUGAUGGAGGAAGACCUUCAGCUGACAGAACGGGACAUGGACUGGGCUCCGUGCCCUCCCUCUAAGCCCUCAUCGUUCAUUAGGUCGAUGGUUAUGUGUUCAUCAUAUCAUUUAUUGGUUGACUAUUACUGCUUUCACUGCUGGUCAUUUGUUCUUCACCUUUCUCCUGCACGUGGCCCUAAUGUUGGCGUGUCUCUCUGACACCUCAUUAGGAUGCAUCGCCCCUAACAACAGGCUGGCCGGCGCCUUGCUUUGUUUAAUGGAGUGAUGAGUGGCUUGGCCUCCAGAGCACACAGCUGGGUCCACAUACAGGUGUGGCCAAUGGGACUGAUUGGGAGAGCCCAUUCAUUUUACUCAGAGGAGAAAUGGAAUGACCAUUAUGUUUAAGGAUGUAUAUUUAAUAUAAUUAAUCGAAUGAUUACAUAUAUUAUUCAUAAUAAAAGGAUAAAUAUGGCGGAAAAGGUCACGUUAGAUUUUCAAUUCUUGAUUGACUGCUGGUAUGUUUUAUGUUCAGCCUCAUUCACCUGUCAUUAAAUUAUUUGAGCUUGUUAUUUUUUUUGUUAAUUAUUUCCCACUACACGUUUUUGUAUUUUGGUAAAAAAAACACCUUGUUGUUAAAUCUGCCUGCAUUCCUGGAUUCAGCAUCGCCCCGUCACAACAUUGUUUCUCUGUUUGAGAGAAUCAUUCGCAACAGCAUUCAUUCUUUACAAAAUGUAUUACUUAAAGGACAUUAACUACCACACUAACCAUUGUCCCAGAGACAUCAGCUCAUUAGUCACCCAUUCAUAGAUGUAUUUCCGCUGGUUUCAUUCCGCUUCAUUUCCACCAUUUCAAAAUUGUCAAUAGCUUAUUUUAGGAAGCUGUUAGGUUGGAUUCAUAUGCUGCGUUAUUUAAACAGUCACAGAACUUAGUUAUUGCAUUUUAAUAAUUGCAGUUACAAUUACUGUAGCCUGAAAUACAUUUCACUGCCUUAAUCUGACUAGUCUCAUUAAUAGAGCUCAUUAUGGGAUAGUUUUCAGAACAGUUCUGUGCUGUUUUUUUUUAUUUUUAUAUCCUUAAUGCUUGUUUUCCUGUUCUUCAUUAAAUGAUGAAUCAGAGCCUCUCUUUCAGACCCUCCCACUUCCCCCCUCUCCUUC